GCUACCAUCUCAAAUUAAAACCACCCACACUCGCAAAUUAUACUCUCGGUGAUCUUCAUUUUCUCGCAGAGGAGAGAGAAAAUAAGAGAGAGAAAGAGCUUCAAUCCAGAAGAAAUUAGGGCAGAAAAAUGGAUCCAGAUGCAGUAUCCAAGGCAUUCGUCGAGCACUACUACUCCACAUUUGAUGCCAAUCGUCCAGGGUUAGCGAACUUGUACCAGGAUUCAUCGAUGUUGACCUUCGAAGGCCAGAAGAUUCAAGGCUCUCAAGCUAUCACUGCUAAGCUCAACAGCCUUCCUUUUCAGCAGUGUCAACACCAUAUCUCUACCGUCGAUUGUCAGCCUUCCGGUACCGGCGGCAUGCUUGUUUUCGUCUCUGGUACUCUCCAACUCGCCGGCGAACAGCACGCUCUCAAAUUCAGUCAGAUGUUCCAUUUGAUGCCAACACCACAACAAAGCUUUUACGUUCAGAAUGACAUAUUCCGGUUGAACUAUGCUUAAAUAAGGUGAUGAGGGCCCACUUUGUCAAAAAGGGAUGAAGAAAUGUGUUCUUUGAUUGUCCAGGAUUGGUGCUUAGGUGUUAUAGUUCCAUAGCUCUUUGGAUGGAAACUGGAAAUAUUUUUGGCUGGUCAUGUUUGAUUAUCAUUGUGUGAUUUUGCUUUUUUACAUCUGUCUUUAAUGAUUUGGAUUCUGGCAUUUGUAUUGGCAGUCUUUGGAAUGUUACCCUGAACAGACACCUCCAGUCUUCAAAAUUACAUAUAUUCAGAGUUAUUCAGGACUCUCA
Molecule: messenger RNA, 780 nt
Organism: Spinacia oleracea (spinach)
Lineage: Eukaryota; Viridiplantae; Streptophyta; Magnoliopsida; Caryophyllales; Amaranthaceae
Product: nuclear transport factor 2B
Exons: 2
Coding region: 129-497 (122 amino acids)
Biological process (GO): nucleocytoplasmic transport
Source: RefSeq, a predicted model, not a curated record